AUGGAUAAGAAGGCGCAUCCCGAUUGCAGAACAUGCAGGAGACGUCGCAUCCGCUGCGACCGUCAGCGUCCGUCCUGUCUGAAGUGUGUCUCCCGAGAUCUCAGCUGUCCAGGAUACGGCCGUCGCAUCCAGUGGGUCAACGGCGUGGCCUCGCGCGGGCGGCUGAAGGGCCAUCCAACCCCCAACCCGGAGCAUCAGGAUGACUCCCCAGAGAGUGAGCAGGUCGACUCAGCAGCCAUAUCAAGUCCCGGAGACGGACAGGUGACGGACCAGCAUAUCCAAGACGUCGAGACCGGCGCCGUGGUGCUCUUCCAGCCUCGCCGGAUCCCGGAGCUGCGCGAGGACACGGCCGUCUUCCUCGACUACUACGACAAGUCCAUCGCCGGGCUCAUGGUCUGGUUCGACUCGGACGACAACGCCUACCGCAGCUGCGCCCUGCCCCUCGCCCGCCGCCAGCCGGGCCUCUUCCUGGCCAUCGCCGCCGUCUCGGCCUUCCACGGCUCGUCCGCCUCGCCCUCGUUCCCCGACCAGGCCCGCGACCGCUGCCUGGCCGUCCUCAACCAGAGCACCCAGGACCUCACCCGCCGCCUCAGCACCGGCUCCAACCUGUCCGCCCGCUCCGACACCCUCCAGGCCGAGUGGCUGCUCGCCUCCAUCCUCGUCAUCUCCACCUACGAGAUGGUCCGCGGCCGCAUCCUCGCCUCAGAGGGCCACAAGCGCGCCGCCCGCUCCCUCCUCAACCUCUUCACCACUUCUUCGUCUUCCCAGUCCGACUUCUUCCUCUUCCUCCGCAACCAGCUCGCCAUCCACGACGUCCUCUCCUCCAUCACCGCCUUCCACGACCCCUCCGACCUCCUCGCCACCGUCGUCCCCUACCACACCCCGACCACCCUCUUCACGGACUACCUCUCCCUCGUCCACGCCGUCACCCUCCUCUCCCGCAACCUCCCUCCCCCACCCUUACCCGAUCACUACAGCCUCGCCGAUGCCCCUUCCACCCGCGACGCCUUCGAGCAGGCCCGCGCAUCAACCCUCCUCGCCUCCGCCCGCCUCCCCUUCAGUAACCCACAACUCCGCCGCGACUUCACCCGCAUCGUCGACAUCUUCCACUCGGCGGCCUUGCUCUACGCCCACCGCUGCCUCGGCUUCAUCGCUGCCGACGCGACCGCGGCUCUCGAGCACGCCCUCCUGUCCCGCCGCCUGCUCGACCAGCUCCUCCGCCUCGAGGACGUGCGCGCCUGGCCGCAGAACCUGCUCUGGCCGGCGUUCAUCGCGGGGGUCGAGUGUCAUGGCGACAUCGGGGCGCAGGGGGUAGUGGAGGGCCUGUGCCGCUCGCUCUACGAGGUUACGCGGUUCGGGCACUAUCUCGGCGUGCUGGAUUUCCUGAGGGCGUUUUGGGGUGGUGAUAGGGAUGAUUGGAGGGGACUGGCGGGGGAGUGGGAGGCUGAGGGGAGGAGGGUGCUCUUGUCGUAG
This is a messenger RNA of Clonostachys rhizophaga, 1473 nucleotides long. The record is from the annotation of a GenBank genome assembly. NCBI's taxonomy places the organism in Eukaryota, Fungi, Ascomycota, Sordariomycetes, Hypocreales, Bionectriaceae.